This is a messenger RNA of Micropterus salmoides (largemouth bass), 806 nucleotides long. RefSeq names its product ribosomal protein L18 (gene rpl18). Gene Ontology annotation, molecular function: RNA binding; structural constituent of ribosome. The record is from RefSeq and is a predicted model, not a curated record. Gene Ontology annotation, biological process: translation. Bases 180 to 746 code for a protein of 188 amino acids. Gene Ontology annotation, cellular component: ribosome; cytosolic large ribosomal subunit. NCBI's taxonomy places the organism in Eukaryota, Metazoa, Chordata, Actinopteri, Centrarchiformes, Centrarchidae. The transcript is spliced from 7 exons.
GUAAUAAACUAGAAAUCGUGCCUUUCUUUCUCGUCUUCACCGCCAGAGGCACCAUCCUUAAUCAUCACAGUUGGUAUGCAGGAAGCGCAUGCUCUGUAACCAAUCAGAGACCCGAGAUUGUAGCUCACAGUUUAUCGCGAGACCUCAGCUCUUCCUUUUCCCUUUUCGCUGUGUCCAAGAUGGGAGUUGACAUCAGACAUAACAAGGACCGUAAGGUGCACAGGAAAGAACCAAAGAGCCAGGAUAUUUAUCUGAGGCUCCUGGUCAAGUUGUACAGGUUCCUGGCCCGCCGUUCUAAUGCUCCCUUCAACAAGGUCGUCCUGAGGAGGCUCUUCAUGAGCAGGACCAACAGGCCACCCAUCUCCAUCUCCCGUCUGAUCCGGAAGAUGAAGAUGGCUGGCCGUGAAAACAGAACCGCUGUUGUUGUGGGAACAGUCACUGAUGAUGUCAGGAUUCAGGAUAUCCCCAAGCUCAAGAUCUGUGCUCUGAGGGUCACUGAUGGUGCCCGCCGCAAGAUCCUGAAGUCAGGUGGUCAGGUGAUGACCUUUGACCAGCUGGCUUUGGCUUCUCCAAAAGGACAGGGCACAGUGCUGCUGUCAGGACCCCGCAAAGGACGAGAGGUGUACAGGCACUUUGGAAAAGCCCCUGGAACUCCUCACAGCCACACCAAGCCCUACAUCCGCUCCAAGGGCAGGAAGUUCGAGAGAGCUCGUGGCCGCAGAGCCAGCCGUGGCUACAAGAACUAGUCUGUGUCUUUGUUUUCCAUGCAAUCUGAUACGAAUAAAAGAUAGACUGUACAAAAAUGA